CUGCCUCGACGAGACAACUGAAGUCGCAUACGGUCCCAGCCGUCCCAUGUAGCAACCAUCGGAUCAAUUGACCCGCCCAACCCCCAAUCUGCCAUGGCCGCGCGCCCAACCACCACGAAGCUCGCCGGGAGCGCAUGCCGCCGCGCAUAUCCCCUCUCCCUGCGCCGGCCAUUCUCCGCCGCCGCAGCGCGUGCCAGUUCCAACCAGACAUCUCUCAACCCUCAGGAAACAUCACUCUCGCUCCCCCCGUCACGAUGGACCAGCGAGCUCCCUGCGCGCAUCGGCAAGUGCCUCUCGUUCGGCUGCAACGCGCAGCAAGUCUCACAAGCGGCCGCCGUCCUGCGCGUCAUAGCGACCGAGUGGAAGGACUUGCUGGCUAGCAGCGAGGGGUUCCUGACCGGCGGACGGCGCGGGCUGGACGCGAGAGAGAUUGCUUGGGGAGAGAUGGACACCUUCGCGCACGUUAAUAACGUCAACUACUACCGCUACGCCGAGUCGGCGCGGGUGAACUGGAUCACCAACUUCGCCGUGCACGUCGACCCGGCGCAUCGCAAGCAGUGGCGGGAGCUGAUGUCGCCCAUCUCAACGGGGCUGAUCAUGCGGAGCCUGAAGGCGGAUUUCAAGUUUCCGAUGGUGUACCCCGACCGCAUCUCCGUCUACCACAAGCUGCGGACCAGGCCCGAGGGGGAGCCGGCGGCCCCGAGCUCCUUCUACCUCGACUGCGUGGUCCUGUCGCACCGCCACAGGCGCGUCGCUUGCCGGCUGGAGGAGGACAUCGUCAUCUACGACUACAAGAAGGCCGGCAAGACAGGCAUGCCAGGGUUUAUGCUGGAUAUGUUUCAGGAGACGUGGAAGCUUCAGGAGCAAGCCAUACUGCAGGCGAGGUCGCGGAUAUGGGAGCUGCACGCGGCCGUUGACCGGCUGGAGGGCGAGACUUGGAAUAGACCGGACGCUGUCGAGGAUAUGGGGGGUGCAAAGGGGAGUAAAUGAUGGCUCUGAUGGACUGAGGGGGUUUGGUUGUGCGUAUAGACGGCGUACA
Messenger RNA from Chaetomium fimeti, 1039 nucleotides. RefSeq names its product thioesterase-like superfamily-domain-containing protein. Gene Ontology annotation, cellular component: mitochondrion. Lineage: Eukaryota; Fungi; Ascomycota; Sordariomycetes; Sordariales; Chaetomiaceae. Gene Ontology annotation, molecular function: fatty acyl-CoA hydrolase activity. The record is from RefSeq and is a predicted model, not a curated record. The transcript is spliced from 3 exons. The coding region runs from base 94 to 990 and encodes 298 amino acids.